Messenger RNA from Cavenderia fasciculata, 1674 nucleotides. RefSeq lists its product as uncharacterized. NCBI's taxonomy places the organism in Eukaryota, Evosea, Eumycetozoa, Acytosteliales, Cavenderiaceae. Bases 1 to 1674 code for a protein of 557 amino acids. The record is from RefSeq and is a predicted model, not a curated record. Gene Ontology annotation, molecular function: protein binding. The transcript is spliced from 4 exons.
AUGACUACGACUAUGGAGACAACAUUCCAUUCAAUAUUCAAAUCAAUUUAUAUUAGACAAUUGAUAUUCAAUCAGAUAGAUGUGAUAUCACAACAAAGAGAUUGCACUCUAUUACUAUUGGAAAGAAGAAAAAGGGUGAUCAACAAGUACUGUCAACAUACAAAUGCAACAUUGGAUACACUAUUACAUCUAUUGGAAUGGUCACCAGAUGUUGAAUUUGAUUGGCAAUACUUGGAUCGUAAUAAACACAGUUUAAAUGAUCAAGAGAUAUUGGAAUAUAUAAUCAAGAGAUGUAUAAUGCAAGAGAAUAAAGACUUUCUAUUUGGAGUAAUGCAAGUGGCGUGUGAUAAUGGUUAUCUCUCAACAGUCAAAUUAAUAGACUCUUUCAAAGGUUUAAAAUUAGAUUAUACUGCAAUGGAUUGUGCUAGUAGAAUAUCUAUUGACAUUGUAAAGUAUUUACAUGAAAAUAGAACUGAAAGAUGUACUGAAGAUGCAAUGUUUCAUCAUUUUAAUAGAACUGAAGGGUGUACAGAGUAUGCUAUGAAUUAUGCCGCGACUGGUGGUAGGUUAGAUAUUGUUAAAUUCUUACAUGAACAUAGAACUGAAGGAUGUACAGAAGAUGCUAUGGACUAUGCCGCUUCGUAUGGCCAUCUUGAUGUUGUAAAGUUUCUUGAUGAGUUUCGUACAGAGGGAUGUAGUAUUGAUGCUAUGAAUGAUGCCUCAAGAUACGGACAUUUAGAAAUUGUAAACUACCUUCAUGAGCAUCGCACAGAGGGUGCAUCAACCAAUGCUAUGGAUUUGGCAUCUCAAAACGGCCACUUUGAGAUUGUAAAGUUCUUACAUUUCAAUCGUAGUGAAGGUGCAUCAACCAAUGCUGUGGAUUGGGCAGCACUGAAUAACCAUAUGGAUAUUGUAAACUUUCUUUAUGAUAAUAGAACAGAAGGUUCAAGUCAUGCAAUGUAUCAAGCAUCUCGUAAUGGACAUGUUGAAAUGGUUAAAUUCCUUUUUCAACAUAAAAGUAGGGAUACUACAAGAGAUAAAGUGAUUACUAGUAUAACGCAGGCUACACAAUACGGUCACACUCAAGUCGUCAGGUUUCUUCUUCCAUACUGUGAAACAACAGAUAAUCUAUCAAGAGUAUUGGAUAGUGCAGCAGAAUAUGGUUUUUUUGAUAUAGUCAAGCUUCUUUUAGAUCAACAAAAUCAAAUUACACCAUCAACCAAAGCUAUGGAUUAUGCAGCUAAAAAUAAUCACCUAGAAAUUGUAAAAUGCCUUCAUUUCAAUCGUACUGAAGGUGCAACUACCAUGGCUAUAGAUAAAGCAGCUGAAAACGGUCACAUUGAUGUGGUCAAAUUCCUUUCAGAGCAUCGAACAGAGGGAUUCACUAAAAGUGCUAUUCUAUCUGCUUGUCGUAAUGGACAUUUGGAAAUUGUUUCAUUUCUAAUCAAUGUCAGCAGAAUAGAUAUAUCUCUUUACAAUCAAGAGGAAAUACUAACAGCUGCAUCAUUUAAUGGUCAUAUUGAUACUGUUAAGUGGAUUCUAUCAUAUUUUGGAGAAAAAAAAACUAUUAAAAGAGUUUUAACUCAUAUUAUAACUACAGAACAUUUUGAAGUCAUUCAACUAUUAGAAAAUGCAUCUGCCAACGUUGGAAAUAAAUUUGAUUUAAUAAAUUAA